AAGUAACUGCUGCUAUUGUCGUAGUUCUGGGCUGAAAGCAUGGAUAAGCUGAUUCUGCUGCUUGGGGUGUCCGUCCUCACCAGUCUUCUGUCAGAAGCCUUUGCUCAGACAGACCUCACAGGAAAAGUAUUUGUGUUCCCCAGAGAGUCAGACAGCGACUAUGUGAAGUUGAUCCCACGUCUAGAGAAACCUCUGGAGAAUUUUACACUGUGUUUUCGAGCCUAUAGUGACCUUUCCCGCCAUCACAGUCUUUUCUCCUACAGUACCAAGGGCAGAGACAAUGAGCUACUAGUUUAUAAGACAGAAGUUGGAGAAUACCAACUGUUUAUUGGACAUUCAAAAGUCACAGUUCGUGGUCUGGAAGAACUCGCUUCCCCAGUGCAUUUCUGUACCAGUUGGGAGUCCUCUUCUGGAAUUGCUGAAUUUUGGGUCAAUGGGAAACCUUGGGUGAAAAAGGGUCUGCAGAAGGGGUAUACUAUAAAAGUCCAACCCAUUAUUGUUCUAGGACAGGAACAGGAUACCUAUGGAGGAGGGUUUGAUAAGUCCCAGUCCUUUGUAGGAGAAAUUGGAGAUUUGAACAUGUGGGACUCUGUGCUAACACCACAAGACAUUAAACUUAUGUACCAUGGUUCCACCCUUGCUCCUAAUAUUCUGGAUUGGAAAAAUCUAAAUUAUGAUAUAAAUGGCUAUGUAGUCAUCAGGCCCUGUGUGUGGCUUGAUUAUGAUUAA
Messenger RNA from Chionomys nivalis (European snow vole), 729 nucleotides. It is a transcript of the gene Apcs, whose product is annotated as amyloid P component, serum. Bases 40 to 729 code for a protein of 229 amino acids. Gene Ontology annotation, biological process: innate immune response. Gene Ontology annotation, molecular function: complement component C1q complex binding. Lineage: Eukaryota; Metazoa; Chordata; Mammalia; Rodentia; Cricetidae. The record is from RefSeq and is a predicted model, not a curated record. The transcript has 2 exons.